Molecule: messenger RNA, 867 nt
Organism: Eubalaena glacialis (North Atlantic right whale)
Lineage: Eukaryota; Metazoa; Chordata; Mammalia; Artiodactyla; Balaenidae
Gene: NCCRP1
Product: NCCRP1, F-box associated domain containing
Biological process (GO): SCF-dependent proteasomal ubiquitin-dependent protein catabolic process; glycoprotein catabolic process
Cellular component (GO): SCF ubiquitin ligase complex; cytoplasm
Molecular function (GO): ubiquitin protein ligase activity
Source: RefSeq, a predicted model, not a curated record
AUGCCAGCCGAGGCGCUCCGCCCUCUCCCGCCCUGGGUUAACCCCGAGCCCUGCAGAGGAGCCGGGACAGUCGCCCAGACCCGACGGAUGGAGGACGUGCGGGAAGGACCGGCGCUCGGUGGCGGGAUGGAGGAACCCGCGAGCCCCCAGGAGCCGCCGUCGCCGCCGCCCCCGUCGCCGCCGUCGCCCGCGGCCCCCGAGACCCCCGGGCUCCCCGCGCCUGAGCAGCCGACCGAGGCCUACGCACAGCAGCUGCUGCUACAGGAGUGGGCGCCGCCGGGCGGGAGCCUGGAGCUGCCCCCGCGCCUCACCUGGAAGCUGCUCUUCCUGCAGCGGCCGCUCUACCGCAACCUGCUCCGCUCUCCCAACCCCGAAGGCAUCAACAUUUAUGAGCCAGCGCCCCCUACUGGUCCCACACAGCAACCCCUGGAGACUCUGGGCAAUUUCCGCGGCUGGGACAUUAAGACGGAGAAGCUCCAGGAGGGCCUCAGCUGGACCGUGAAGCAGCAGGGUGUGGACCUUCUGGCGGAGGGCUUGUGGGAGGAGCUGCUUGAUGUUGAGCAGCCACACGUCACGGUCAUGGAUUGGUAUGAGGACAGCCGACUGGACGUGUGUGUGUAUGAGCUGCACGUCUGGCUGCUGGCAGCUGACCGCCACACAGUCAUCGCCCAGCACCACGUGGCCCCCCGGACCUCUGGGAGAGGCCCCCCCGGCCAUUGGGUCCAGGUGUCCCACGUAUUCCGCCAGUACAGUCCUGGCGUCCGCUUUGUCCGCUUCCUGCACAAGACCAAGAACCAGAUGAAGCGCGGUGGGCUGCUGCGGACGAGGGUGACCAACUCCUCCGUGUCUGUGCAGUUCAGGGAGUGA